Molecule: messenger RNA, 723 nt
Organism: Temnothorax curvispinosus
Lineage: Eukaryota; Metazoa; Arthropoda; Insecta; Hymenoptera; Formicidae
Exons: 6
Coding region: 26-589 (187 amino acids)
Source: RefSeq, a predicted model, not a curated record
UUUCGUAUUGUGUGAGAACCGCUCGAUGGAUCUGUUCAGUGCAAUUUGGCGAAAGAUAAAAGAACUCCGUCCAAAUGCACUGCAAGGAGUGCAAUUGGUCAUCAACGAUUACGAACGCGCGGCUAUGACGGCUGCAAGGGAGAUUUUUCCGGAAGCACGAUUAACCGGCUGCUGGUUUCAUUUCAAUCAAGCCGUAUUAAGACGUUGGAGAGCUUUAGGUUUAACGGCAGCCCCUAGAAAGGUCUUCGGUCUUACUAUGGCCUUACCGUUGGCACCGGCCGAUGAGUUCAAAAGAGGAUUGCGAGUAAUUCAAGAGGAAGCUGAUAUGAUAUCGAUAAGAUUUACGUUGAAGGAGUUUCUCUGGACGCUUAGCAAUACAGCGCAAUUGCCCGAAGAGAAUUUCGAUCCACAAGAUGAUAUCUUAGACAAUAUAAACCAUGAAGAAAUAAUAGACUGCAAUCUGUUUGAUGCACACACAGUGCAGGAAUCUGCGUCUACAUCAUAUUCCAUUGAAGAUCAACCAGAGAUAACAAGUUCGACAGAUAACGAAGAUAUUUUUUGCAUGUGGACAUUUAUGCAUUUGCAAUAAUUGCAAGGAACAUUUGGAAGACCGCAAUUGCCCACUUUGUCGGAAAGAAUAUACAACAUGUAUUCGUGUUAUAUCUACAUAGACCGAAAAAACAGCGAGUCCACGAUCGCUCGUUCUCCCUAACUUACUCGUCA